UGCCUCAUCCGAUCUCGGAACUCGGAACACGCCACUAUCGCACGAUGCUUCGAUGAACCUCUUCUGCUGCUGAAACCAAGUCUUAGGUGGUGUCGUGUCAACGUGGUUUCAAGAGUGUUGUCUGAUAAUGGUGCUGUUUCCAAUCACGACCUUCCGGCCACGGGUAAUCUAACUUCAUUUGCAUGCUAUCAUGGUGUUCUUCAGAAGCAGAGAUGAAUGGAUCACAUAGGAAACGGCCACAGAGUUCUACAAAGCCACCAACGAUUGUCGUGGAACAUUGCCAAGAUGACCAAGAUUCCAAAGCGUUUGGGGACUGCCCCCGUGCCCUGUUCACCAUAGACUGUUCAGAUGAAGAGCUUGAAGACGGCGCGACAAAGUCAACCCAGAUGUUCAUAGGCGAGGACCUGAAGCGAUCGCGCUCUCGGGUCAAACUUUUCAGCUUCUCGGGCAAGUUCCGAAAUCGAGCGGCAGGUACUAGACUGACACGGCAGUCUAUGUCUGGAGCACAUUUGUCCAAUGAGGACAGGGAAUACAGCAAGGGAUCCAAGGACUUUAUCGUGGCAACCCCCGAAGAGUUUGUCAGUCGGUUCGGAGGUCGCCAUGUCAUCAACAAGAUCCUGAUAGCGAACAACGGCAUAGCAGCUGUAAAAUGCAUGCGCUCCAUUCGAAGAUGGUCUUACGAGAUGUUCAGCAACGACAAGGCCAUCCGCUUUGUUGUCAUGGUCACUCCCGAAGACCUCAACGCCAAUGCAGAGUACAUAAAGUUGGCAGACCACUGCGUGCCCGUACCUGGUGGAUCCAACAACAACAACUACGCAAACGUCGACCUCAUCCUGGACAUAGCCAAGAGAGUUGGGGCGCAGGCGGUUUGGGCCGGAUGGGGCCAUGCGUCCGAGAACCCCAAACUGCCGGAGUUGCUCAACAAGAACAAGAUUGCCUUCAUGGGUCCGCCAGACAAGGCAAUGUGGGCAUUGGGUGACAAGAUAGCUUCUUCGAUAGUUGCUCAGACUGCCAGUGUUCCAACACUUCCUUGGAGCGGGUCUGGACUUAAAGCCGACUGGAAUGAAGAGGAUAUGGCUCAGUCCAAGAAGCGACUGAAAAUCAAGCCCGAGCUCUACAAAAAGGGCUGCGUCUCUGACGUUGACGACGGUCUCGAGGCCGCUCAGCGCAUUGGCUUCCCCGUGAUGAUCAAGGCGUCGGAAGGGGGUGGCGGCAAAGGAAUCAGGAAAGCGGAGAGCGCCCCGGAGUUUCCCGCCUUGUUCCGCCAGGUGCAAGCCGAGGUACCUGGUUCGCCCAUUUUCAUCAUGAAGUUGGCCACGUGCGCUCGCCACCUGGAAGUGCAGCUCUUGGCGGAUCAAUACGGCAACGCCAUCUCUCUCUUUGGCCGCGACUGUUCCAUCCAGAGGCGUCAUCAGAAAAUCAUAGAAGAGGCACCGUGCAUAGUGGCCAAACCUCACGUGUUGGAGAACAUGGAAAAGGCAGCUGUGCGCCUUGCCAAGAUGGUGGGAUACGUGAGUGCUGGGACCGUAGAGUACCUCUACAGCGAGGAUGGCAACUUUUACUUUCUCGAGCUCAACCCUAGGCUGCAGGUGGAGCAUCCGUGCACAGAAAUGAUAGCAGACGUCAACCUUCCGGCAUGCCAACUUCAGAUUGCCAUGGGCUUGCCUCUCCACCACAUCAAGGAUAUUCGACUACUUUAUGGGGAGUCCCCUUGGGGAGACUCUGUCAUAGAUUUCGACAACCCACCUCAGCGUCCCAGGCCGCUGGGUCACGUCAUCGCGGCUCGGGUCACGUCGGAGAAUCCCGACGAGGGGUUCAAGCCCAGCGCUGGCACCGUGCAGGAACUCAACUUCCGCAGCAACCGUAACGUCUGGGGCUACUUCAGCGUCGGAGCCUCCGGCGGAUUACACGAGUUUGCAGACUCGCAGUUUGGGCACUGUUUCUCCUGGGGAGAAGACAGGGAGGAAGCUCGAGAGAACCUCGUACUUGCGUUGAAAGAACUGUCCAUCCGCGGUGACUUCCGCACGACGGUUGAGUACCUCAUAACCCUUCUGGAGACUGAAGCUUUUUUGGGAAACACCUUCGACACUGGAUGGCUGGACAAGCUCAUUGCAGAGAGAGUACAGGCUGGAAAACCAGACACGAUGCUGUCCGUAAUCUGCGGCUCUCUCCAUGUGGCUCACAGAACUAUUCGCGAGAACCUGACAAAUUUCCAGACCUGUCUCGAGAAAGGACAAAUCCUGCCAGCGACCACGCUGACAAACACACUGACGGUGGAAUUAGUUCACGAGGGCAUCAAAUAUACUGUACAGGUAUCCCAGUGCGGACCGACAACCUACUUUCUCGUGUUGAACGACUCGUGGCGCAAAGUGGAGGCUCACCGUUUGAGCGACGACCGACUGUUGCUCUCCAUCGACGGUGCUUCCUACACGACCUACAUGAAGGAGGAAGUGGAUCGUUACAGGGUUGUCAUCGGCAACCAGACCUGCGUCUUUGAGAAGGAGAAGGAUCCCACGGUUCUCAGAUCGCCAUCCACAGGAAAGCUGUUGCAGUUCCUGGUCGAAGACGGAGCGCACGUCGUCUGCGGCCAACAGUACGCCGAGAUCGAAGUGAUGAAGAUGGUGAUGACGCUCACCGUGGAAGAAUGCGGCUGCGUACAUUUCAUCCGACGCUCUGGCGCUGUUCUGGAGGCUGGCUGUGAGCUUGCAAGGCUGGAGCUUGAUGACCCUACUAGGGUUAACAAGGCUCAGCCCUUCGCCGGAACAUUUCCUCCUGCGGAGUCUGAAGGCUGCUUGGCUGGGGAGAAAUUGAAUCAGCAGUUUCUGGCAGCAAAGAAGGACCUUGAGAACGUCCUGGACGGUUAUGUCUUGCCCGACCCUUACUUUGUACCUGACACCGUGGCCUCGCUGGAGACGUUCAUGAGAACGCUCAGGGAUCCCUCCUUGCCUCUCAUGGAGCUCAAGGACAUAAUCUCAUCCAUCUCCGGCCGCAUUCAGCCGACAGUGGAGCACAGCAUUCGGCAGCUGAUGAAGAUGUACGACAAGAACAUCACCUCCGUCCUCGCACAGUUUCCGAGCCAGCAGAUUGCAAGCGUGAUAGACAGCUAUGCAGCGACGCUGCAGAAACGUGCAGACAGGGAUGUCUUCUUCAUGGCAACCCAGGGCAUCGUGCAGCUGGUGCAACGGUACCGGAAUGGCAUCCGCGGCCGGAUGAAGAAUGUGGUGCAAGAACUCCUGCGGCAGUACCUCAACGUGGAGGUGGACUUCCAGCAAGGGCAUUACGACAAGUGUGUGGCUCAACUCCGAGAGAAGCACAAGGACAACAUGUCCGCUGUUGUGGACAAAAUUUUCUCCCACCUGCAGGUUGCCAAGAAGAACAUGCUCAUCAUUAAGCUCAUUGACCACUUGUGUGGCCACGAGCCUGGCUUGACUGACGAGCUAUCUUCAAUACUCAAUGAGCUGACCACUCUGAGCAAGACCGAUAAUGCCAAGGUUGCCCUCAGAGCUAGGCAGGUGUUAAUAGCGACUCAUCAGCCUGCAUAUGAGCUACGCCACAACCAAAUGGAGUCCAUCUUCUUGUCGGCGAUUGACAUGUACGGCCACGACUUUUGCCCCGAAAACCUGCAGAAGCUGAUAAUGUCUGAGACCUCCAUAUUUGAUGUGCUGCAUGACUUCUUCUAUCACCACAACAUUGUCGUCCAGCGUGCAGCUCUUGAGGUGUAUGUGCGGCGGGCUUACGUCUCCUAUGACCUGACGUGUCUUCAACAUCUCCAACUCCCAUCGGGAAUCUGCGCAGCACAGUUUCAGUUCCUCCUCCCAAGCUCACAUCCUAACAGGCAGGCACAGCUCCCCGUCGAGCCCAGCAUCACUUCCGAGGACAGCACUGGCAGCACCUGGGAACAUGAAGCUCCCGACCUUGACUCCCAGAGACUUGGCAUCAUGGCUGCCUUUGGCUCUUUUGACCAGUUUGCCAACGAUUUUGACAGCCUCCUGGACUUCUUCUGCUGGACUCCCGCCAUGCGGAUGACGGAGUACGACGGUGCAACUACUUUCCACGGUGCAGUCGAAAAUAACCUGGAACCAAUGCACAUCCUCAACAUUGCCAUCCGUACGGAUCCUCCAGAAGAAGAUGAGCAGUACGCUGCCAAGUUGUAUACCUUCUGCCAUGAAAAGAGUACCAUCAUGAAGGAAAAGAUGAUUCGGCGGAUCACGUUCCUCAUGCUGCACAAGGUAAAUGGGAAAAGACGCUUCCCACAGUACUACACAUUCCGCUACAGAGACGACUAUAUGGAAGACAAGAUAUAUCGACACCUGGAGCCGGCCCUUGCCUUCCAGCUGGAAAUCAACCGUCUGCGCAACUAUGACCUGGACGCCAUUCCCACGUCGAACCUCAAGAUGCACCUCUACCUCGGAAAAGCCAAGGUCCCUAAAGGACAAGAAGUGACGGACUAUCGCUUUUUCAUCCGGGCCAUCAUCCGUCAUUCAGACCUCAUUACCAAGGAAGCAUCCUACGAGUACAUGCAGAACGAAGGUGAGCGUCUCCUACUCGAAGCCAUGGACGAACUCGAGGUGGCCUUUACACAUCCAGCCGCUAAACGGACAGACUGCAACCACAUUUUCCUCAACUUUGUUCCAAAGGUCACCAUGGACCCUGCAAAGAUUGCAGAGAACGUUCGUGACAUGGUGAUGCGAUAUGGACCUCGUCUGUGGAAACUUCGUGUGCUUCAAGCGGAAAUUAAAAUGACAAUCAGGGAGGGGGACAUACUCUUCUCUUCUGCUGGUGGCAUGUUCUUCACCAGGGAACCAAGACGACGUCGCUGCUUGCCCAACUUGAACGGAAAAUGCAUUCCCAUCCGGUUGUUCUUGGCCAACGAGAGUGGCUACUACCUGGACAUCAGCCUGUACAAGGAAGUAGUGGACCCUGUAACUGGCCAGAUGCAGUUUGAAGCCUGGGGUCACAAGCAGGGACCCCUGCACGGACUGCCUAUAUCUACACCGUACCUGACCAAGGACUACCUCCAGCAGAAGCGCUUCCAGGCUCAGUCCAACGGAACCACUUAUGUGUACGAUUUCCCUGACAUGUUCAGACAGGCACUUAUACGUCUGUGGGAAGAGCACCUGGAAAUGCACCCAGACGAGGACAUGCCCAGUUGCCUACUGAGCUGCGUGGAACUGGUUCUGGAUGCACAGGGACGCCUCGUGGAACAGAAGCGACUCCCAGGCGAGAAUGACGUGGGCAUGGUGGCAUGGCGCAUGACUCUCUUCACGCCAGAGUACCCCGAGGGCCGAGAUGUCAUCGUGAUUGCCAAUGACAUAACGUUUCUCCUGGGCACAUUCGGACCUCAGGAGGACCUGCUCUUCUUUAAAGCAUCGGAGAGGGCCAGGCAGAGCUCAAUUCCGCGGCUGUAUAUUUCUGCCAACAGCGGUGCACGCAUCGGGCUUGCGGAAGAAGUGAAGCACCUCUUCAACGUUGCUUGGGUUGAUCCCGAUAAUCCGGAUAAGGGCUAUAAGUACCUCUACCUCACACCGGAGAACUUCAAGAAGGUUAGCGCAGUCAACUCGGUCAACGCAGAGUUGAUAGACGACGACGGCGAGAAACGAUACAAGAUUACAAACAUUAUUGGCAAGGUAGAUGGGCUCGGAGUGGAAAACCUCAAGUACGCGGGUCUUAUCGCCGGGGAAACAUCUCAGGCGUACAAGGAGGUUAUCACGAUAAGUCUGGUGACAUGUCGAGCCAUCGGCAUUGGAGCCUACCUGGUACGUCUUGGUCAACGUGUGAUUCAGCUGGAGAACUCUCACAUCAUUUUGACUGGAGCGGGUGCUUUGAAUAAGCUUUUGGGUCGAGAAGUGUACACUUCCAACAACCAGCUGGGUGGUGUUCAGAUCAUGUACCAGAACGGAGUCUCACACGUCACAGUUCACGAUGAUCUUGAAGGGACGUACACGAUGCUCAGGUGGCUGUCUUACAUGCCAAAGCACAAAGGGGCCGAGCUACCAGUUAUCGAGCCUCUGGACCCGAUUGACCGUGACGUCGUCUAUGUGCCGACUAAAAUGCCCUACGACCCUCGGUGGAUCCUGGCUGGACGAGAGAGCCCUAACUUGCCUGGUUUCUGGGAAGAUGGAUUCUUUGAUCGUGGAUCCUUCAUGGAGAUCAUGCAGCAGUGGGCACAGACGGUGGUCUGUGGCAGAGCAAGACUCGGAGGCAUUCCGGUGGGGGUGGUUGCCGUGGAGACGCGCACCGUGGAAAUAGACGUUCCGGCUGACCCCGCUAAUCUCGAUUCCGAAGCUAAGGUGGUAUCUCAAGCGGGACAGGUGUGGUUCCCUGAUUCUGCAUACAAGACCGCUCAGGCUAUUGAGGACUUCAACAGGGAAGAACUGCCACUUAUGGUGUUUGCCAAUUGGAGAGGAUUCUCGGGAGGAAUGAAAGACAUGUACGACCAGGUGCUCAAGUUUGGGGCGUACAUCGUCGACGCCCUCCACAACUACAACCAGCCGGUCAUCGUGUACAUUCCGCCGUUCGCCGAGCUUCGUGGUGGUGCCUGGGCAGUCGUGGACGCGGCCAUCAAUCCCAGGCAGAUGGAAAUGUUUGCGGAUCCAGAGAGCAGGGGAGGUGUUCUGGAGCCAGAGGGCACAGUAGAAAUCCGUUUCCGAAAGAAGGACCUCUUAAAGACGAUGCACCGCGUGGACGCGGUGUGCCGCGACCUGGUGUCCCGCCUGGGCAUCUCCACUGACACGGAGCAGAAAGAGCAACUGCAGAAGGAGCUUUCAAAGAGGGAGCAACAGCUGCUUCCCAUGUACCACCAGGUGGCGCUCACUUUUGCAGACCUGCACGACUUGCCCGCUCGUAUGCAAGAGAAAGGUGUCAUACAGGACGUAGUACCUUGGUCCAAAUCCCGACUCCAGCUCUACUGGAGACUGCGUCGUCGUCUGCUCAUCGACCGCAUGAAGAAAACAAUUCUGUCCCUUCGGCCAAACCUUGGUGACGGGGAGAUGGAGAACAUGUUCAAGCGCUGGUUCGUCGAAUCUUUGGGCGCUGUCAAGCAAUACCUCUGGGAAAACGAUGAGGCCGUUGUCCGCUGGCUUCAAGAGCAACUUCACACAGAGUCCACACAGAGGUCGCUCGUGCUCGAGAACAUAGAGUGUCUUCGUCGGGACGCAACCAUCUCUCAGUUCAAAAGCUUGCUCCAGUCAAACCCUGAAGUGGUGAUGGAUGCUGCGGUGUACGUCAUUCAGCAACUCUCGACGCAGCAGCGAUCGGACAUUCUCGGCACGAUAAAAACGCUCGACGCGCAGAUGAGUGACUCUCCUUCUGCGGAGGACACACCACCAGCCCUGGUGGAGUCAUCAACUUCCUGACUCGUGAGAGACCUCCGGGAAAGUUUUCUACUGCAGGGGUUGUUGUUCGCGGUCAUCGUAUGGCUCCUGUGGCAAUAGUCAUUCCACAAGUCGUUGAAAACUGGAAGCAUUUUUAAAAUACAAACUUUUUGACAAUUGUGUUGAGAGCAGUCUGCACUCUGUUGACAAGGACAACUGUUGGUGAUCGAGAGUAUGGUAGAAUUGUUGAAUUUGCUGUUGGUGUUCACAUCACUAAUGCUUAGAUUGGUAACGAGAAUUUACAGACAUGUUUAUGGCCGAAACCUUUGGAAGAAUGUGGUGUGAGAGACUAUCCUGCAUUGCUUAUGUGGACGUUUAAGGACUAUUUAGAUGAUUAACUAAAUGUGUGCUAUUUUGCUGAAAAGCUUCGUAAGAAAUGUUGAAUCUAAUGCGUGUAUAUCUUGUGGAUGCCUUUAUCUGACGGACUAUAAACGUUUAAAAAAAUCGCUGAGUAAAAUUGUAGAGUGAGGUAGGUUUUGCAUGUGAUGCCAUUGACACUAACUUUUAAAUUGGUAACAAAGGCAAAAAAAUGUUUUGAAAGAAAGUUUCAUCUAACAUUUUACGUGACAAACAAGUGUGUGGGGGCUCUCAGUGUCUAGAGCAGACGGACCAAAUUAUUAUAUAUUGCUCGUGAAAGAAAUUGUUUGUAAGCGUUAAUGCUCACCUUUAUUUCAGGUGUCGCGCCUUCAUUUUGACACAUUGUUGUAAAUACACACGUGAGCUUAAUACAUUCCACGAUGGAAAAUAAAUAUGGAAAACAGA
Molecule: messenger RNA, 8135 nt
Organism: Ornithodoros turicata
Lineage: Eukaryota; Metazoa; Arthropoda; Arachnida; Ixodida; Argasidae
Gene: ACC
Product: acetyl-CoA carboxylase-like
Exons: 53
Coding region: 183-7355 (2390 amino acids)
Biological process (GO): fatty acid biosynthetic process
Cellular component (GO): mitochondrion
Molecular function (GO): metal ion binding; acetyl-CoA carboxylase activity; ATP binding
Source: RefSeq, a predicted model, not a curated record